Messenger RNA from Otolemur garnettii (small-eared galago), 1255 nucleotides. RefSeq names its product stearoyl-CoA desaturase 5 (gene SCD5). Gene Ontology annotation, molecular function: oxidoreductase activity, acting on paired donors, with oxidation of a pair of donors resulting in the reduction of molecular oxygen to two molecules of water. The record is from RefSeq and is a predicted model, not a curated record. The transcript is spliced from 8 exons. Gene Ontology annotation, biological process: lipid metabolic process. The coding region runs from base 263 to 1255 and encodes 330 amino acids. Lineage: Eukaryota; Metazoa; Chordata; Mammalia; Primates; Galagidae.
CUCCCGGCGCCUCUGCGCCCCUCCCGCCGCUCGCUCUCGCCUCCUCUUUCUCGCCGCGGAGUUGAACCCUGGCAGUGGCAUGGGUGAGACGCCAGCAACAGAUGCCGGCCGCCAAGAUUUGCCUUAGGCGUCGCUGAUCGCCCGAAGAGAGAAGGGCUGGAAAGGAGGGGACGGGAGGCGCGGAGAAUCCCCCCAAAAGGCAAAGACCCCCUCCCCCGGCCGAGCGCCUGCCUGCCGCCGCCGGCGCCCACCUCUCCCAGCCAUGCCAGGCCCGGCUGCCGGCGCGGGGAAGGUCCCCUUCUGCGACGCCAAGGAGGAAAUCCGCGCCGGGCUCGACAGCUCGGAGGGCGGCGGCGGCCAGCAGAGGCCGGGCACGCGCGGGCAGAGGCAGAACAUCGUCUGGAGGAAUGUCGUCCUGAUGAGCCUGCUCCACUUGGGGGCCGUGUACUCCCUGGUGCUCAUCCCCAAAGCCAAGCCGCUCACUCUGCUCUGGGCCUACUUCUGUUUCCUCCUGACCGCUCUGGGUGUGACAGCUGGUGCCCAUCGCUUGUGGAGCCACAGGUCCUACAAGGCCAAGCUGCCUCUGAGGAUAUUUCUGGCUGCCGCCAACUCCAUGGCUUUCCAGAAUGACAUCUUUGAGUGGUCCAGGGACCACCGGGUCCACCACAAGUACUCUGAGACGGACGCGGACCCUCACAACGCCCGCCGGGGCUUCUUCUUCUCCCACAUCGGGUGGCUGUUUGUUCGCAAGCACCGAGAUGUCAUCGAGAAGGGGAGAAAGCUUGACGUCACUGACCUGCUUGCUGACCCCGUGGUCCGGUUCCAGAGAAACUAUUUUUUGUUAUCGUUGGCAUUAUUAUGCUUUGCAUCUCCAUCCUUGGUGCCAUCCUGGAUCUGGGGUGAGAGCCUGUGGAACUCCUACUUCCUGGCGUCCAUCCUUCGCUAUACCAUCUCCCUCAACGUCACCUGGCUGGUCAACAGCGCCGCCCACAUGUAUGGAAACCGGCCCUAUGACAAGCACAUCAGCCCCCGGCAGAACCCGCUCGUCACUCUGGGCGCCAUUGGUGAAGGCUUCCACAAUUACCACCAUACCUUUCCCUUUGACUACUCUGCAAGUGAAUUUGGCUUAAAUUUCAACCCAACCACCUGGUUCAUUGACUUCAUGUGCUGGCUGGGACUGGCCACUGACCGCAAACGGGCCACCAAGCCGAUGAUCGAGGCCCGGAAAGCCAGGACUGGGGAUGGCAGCGCUUGA